UAACCAUCUCGUGAGAAUUGCAAACCACAUUGGUGAAUUCCUGUUUAAGGAGAGACCCGGUGAUCUAUAAAUUCACUCGUUCCACAGAAGCAGACACAAACGAGCUGGAUAUCAACCCUUUCUAUAAGAUCGGAUAAGAUUCGAUUUAUAAAAAUGAUGCGUCUUGCAGGUUUUGUAGUGCUGUGCUGUGUGGUUAGUAUUUCCAGCGGUCAGGAAAAAUGCUGCAUUGAACCAGACAUGUUCACUCUCACUUCCGGUGCGCUCGUUGGUUGGCACGUAGACCAGUACUUUGGAACGGUCGGGCAAACUAUAUUCAUGGUGUUUGAUUAUACUCAACCACGUUUUCACUUUAACGUAACAAGCGUUGCAGCCGCAAAUACAACAAAUGUAUUGGUGAUUGAUGAUUACAAGCAGAACGUCGAAUGGACUAUUGAUCCCGUUGCACAAAAGUGUCAGAAGGCACCUUUGCCAGAGGGGAAGGAAAUGCCAAAGAAGUGUAUACCAGGUAAUGCGCAGUAUAUUGACCAAGUGAAUAACCCUGGCGAUGUGCUAGUUAAUAGGUGGCUUUAUGAACUCAAAUCUCCAAUGGAAAAUGGACAGGUGUCAGCUGCAGUUACCGUGGACGGGUGUCUACCAACUGGAGGAUCAUUUGUUGGUACAACGAACACUUCCGGACAGGACGUUGACGUAAUGGAAGGCAUUGGCUACUACAACUUUGAAGAGUUAAAUGAUGUUUCAAAAUAUUUUAAGCUGCCUUCGUACUGUGAUUCAAAGUUCAGUGAGCCGAUGAAGACGAAGUCGAUUAAAGCUGCACAGAAGUAUAUCAAAAGAAGAGGAUUUUUGUAAGCCACCAAAUAAACGCGUUAGCAAAAUUGUUGAUCUGAAAGCAAGUGUUUAAAUCCUUUCAUGGUUGAUUUCUUUGCCGAGUUAUCUAACUUUAACAUAAUGUAGGCAAUAAUUUGGUUUGGUUUAAGGAGCUUAAAGAUAUACGGUAGUUUCAUAUAGCAAUACACAAAUUAUUACUGUAACCACAAUAUAGAAUUCCAGGGCAUUCUGCAAUACAGUCUAUAGGCCUAUAUAUCGUUCUCUGUCUCUCUCUCUAUAUAUAUUUAUACAUUGAAAAUACAACAUAAUUAUUUGCAUUAUCUUGUUCGUUACAAACAUGAACAUGCCAAUUCUUAAUUAGUAACGAGCUUUAGUUCGUUAGAGUCUGGUUUCCAUAAAAAAGCUACACUGUCGCUAUAGUGUUUCCAGUGCAAUUACUGUACUGCGUAGCAGUUCCCGACGCAAUCGGGAAGGCUCCCCGAUUCGAUUUAGGAAUCGGCAUUACUGGAAACUGAUAAUUGAUUGUUGUCUGAGUGGCAGAUUGCUUGGUUGUCGUAUUUGUUGGUUGGACGAUUAAUUAAAAUGAUCAUUAUAGAUGAACUUUAAACUUUUGAUACAUUCCACAUUAAAUUACAGUGAUUCAGUUUGAAUUUAUUUUAAUAAACUACAUCGUAGAUUUAAA
This is a messenger RNA of Anneissia japonica, 1507 nucleotides long. RefSeq lists its product as uncharacterized. The record is from RefSeq and is a predicted model, not a curated record. Gene Ontology annotation, molecular function: calcium ion binding. Gene Ontology annotation, cellular component: lysosome; extracellular region. NCBI's taxonomy places the organism in Eukaryota, Metazoa, Echinodermata, Crinoidea, Comatulida, Comatulidae. The coding region runs from base 154 to 846 and encodes 230 amino acids. Gene Ontology annotation, biological process: cell-matrix adhesion. The transcript is spliced from 6 exons.